This is a messenger RNA of Callorhinus ursinus (northern fur seal), 1349 nucleotides long. It is a transcript of the gene METAP1D, whose product is annotated as methionyl aminopeptidase type 1D, mitochondrial. Gene Ontology annotation, biological process: proteolysis. The record is from RefSeq and is a predicted model, not a curated record. NCBI's taxonomy places the organism in Eukaryota, Metazoa, Chordata, Mammalia, Carnivora, Otariidae. Gene Ontology annotation, molecular function: metalloaminopeptidase activity.
GGCGCUAACAUGGCGGCGCCCAGCGGCGUCCACCUGCUCGUGCGCGGAGGUUGUCACAGAAUUUUCUCUUCACCACUCAGUCAUAUCUACUUACACAAGCAGUCCAGCAGUCAACAAAGAAGAAAUUUCUUUUUCCGGAGACAAAGAGAGAUUUCCCACAGUGUAGUUUUGCCAGCUGCAGUUUCUUCAGCUCACCCAGUCCCUGAGCACAUAAAGAAGCCAGACUAUGUGACGACAGGCAUUGUGCCCGACUGGGGAGACAGCAUAGAAGUUAAGAAUGAAGAUCAGAUUCAAGGGCUUCGUCAGGCUUGUCAGCUGGCGCGACAUGUCCUCCUCCUGGCUGGGAAGAGUUUAAAGGUUGACAUGACAACUGAAGAGAUAGAUGCUCUUGUCCAUCAGGAAAUCAUCAGUCAUGAUGCUUAUCCCUCACCUCUAGGCUAUGGAGGUUUUCCAAAAUCUGUUUGUACCUCUGUAAACAACGUGCUCUGUCAUGGUAUUCCUGACAGCCGACCUCUUCAGGAUGGAGAUAUUAUCAACAUUGAUGUCACGGUCUAUUACAAUGGCUACCAUGGAGACACCUCGGAAACGUUUUUGGUGGGCAAUGUGGAUGAAUGUGGUAAAAAGUUAGUGGAGGUUGCCAGGAGGUGUAGAGAUGAAGCAAUUGCAGCUUGCAGAGCGGGGGCUCCCUUCUCUGUAAUUGGAAACACAAUCAGCCACAUAACUCAUCAGAAUGGUUUGCAAGUCUGUCCACAUUUUGUGGGGCAUGGGAUAGGAUCUUACUUUCAUGGACAUCCAGAAAUUUGGCAUCACGCAAAUGACAGCGAUCUACUCAUGGAGGAGGGAAUGACGUUCACCAUAGAGCCAAUCAUAACGGAGGGAUCCCCUGAAUUUAAAGUCCUGGAAGAUGCCUGGACUGUGGUCUCCCUGGACAAUCAAAGGUCCGCCCAGUUCGAGCACACAGUUCUCAUCACGUCGGGGGGCGUGCAGAUCCUGACCAAACUGCCCCAGGAGGCCUGAGGAGCCGCCCGAGGGUCGCAGAGGCCGGGUGCUUUUUUUCCUAAAUUGCUGAAAUCCAGCUGGAGAACUUUUAGAAGACACAGGCGAACCGGAGAUCACGCAGUAACCAACCUAGCUUCUAGGCUUGGAAAAACCCGGUGGGGAUUGGGGGCAGUUGGGAACUCAGAUCUCAAGCUCUGCCUUGGCUGCACGGCUUCCGGGGGGACCGCGGCUCGGCUUCCCACUGCGGGAAGCGAUUCUGGGGGAGGGGGAAUGAGGAUUCUCUUGUUUGGAAGAUGAGGGAUUUCUAGAGAUGCAUGGUUUUCUCUUUUCCUUGUCUUGACUGCCCAAGU